AUGCAGCAGCCGGGCGGAGCGGACGGGAGCCUCCCGCUGCUGCUCCCGCUGCUGCUGCUGCUGCGCGCCGGGAGCCGAGCCGAGCCCGGGGACACCACGCAAGGAGUGAAUUCCUCGGUUGUUGCUGAUUUCAUGCCCACAUCGUCAUGGAACAUCUCAAGUGAAUUAGAUAAAGAUUAUUUCCUGACUCUGGACGAACCCAUGAACAACAUCACCACCACCCUGGGCCAGACUGCAGAGCUUCACUGCAAGGUGUCUGGGAACCCCCCUCCCACAGUGAGGUGGCUGAAGAACGACGCUCCCGUGGUGCAGGAGCCCCGCAGGAUCUCCUUCCGAGCCACUCCCUACGGCUCCCGCCUGCGCAUCCGCAACCUGGACACCACCGACACCGGCUACUUCCAGUGCGUGGCCACCAAUGGCAGGAGGACCGUGUCCACCACUGGCGUGCUCUUUGUCAAGUUUGGUCCCCCGCCAACAGCAAGCCCAGGAUCCUCGGAUGAGUAUGAGGAGGAUGGGUUUUGCCAGCCUUACAGGGGCAUUGCCUGUGCCCGCUUCAUUGGGAACAGAACCAUCUACAUGGAGUCCUUGCACAUGCAGGGGGAAAUAGAAAAUCAGAUUACAGCUGCCUUCACCAUGAUCGGCACGUCCAGCCAUCUGUCGGAUAAAUGCUCCCAGUUUGCCAUCCCCUCCCUGUGCCACUACGCCUUCCCCUACUGCGACGACGCCUCCUCGGCUCCCAAGCCUCGGGAUCUGUGCCGGGAUGAGUGCGAGAUCCUGGAGAACGUCCUGUGCCAGACCGAGUACAUCUUUGCCAGGUCCAACCCCAUGAUCCUGAUGAGGUUGAAGCUCCCCAACUGCGAGGACCUGCCCCAGCCCGACAGCCCCGAGGCUGCCAGCUGCAUCCGCAUCGGGAUUCCCAUGGCGGAUCCCAUAAAUAAAAACCACAGGUGCUACAACAGCACGGGCGUGGAUUACCGGGGCACGGUGAGCGUGACGCGCUCGGGGCGGCAGUGCCAGCCCUGGAACUCGCAGUACCCCCACACCCACACCUUCACUGCUGCCAGGUACCCCGAGCUCAACGGGGGCCACUCCUACUGCAGGAACCCCGGCAACCAGAAGGACGCCCCGUGGUGCUUCACCUUGGAUGAGAACUUCAAGUCGGAGCUCUGCGAUGUCCCAGCCUGUGAUUACAAGGAUUCCAAGGAAAAGAAUAAAAUGGAAAUCCUGUACAUCCUGGUGCCAAGUGUCACCAUCCCCCUGGCCAUAGCCUUGCUCUUUUUCUUCAUCUGCAUCUGUCGAAACAACCAGAAAUCCUCGUCCCCUCCAGUGCAGAGGCAGCCAAAACACGUCCGGGGACAGAACGUGGAGAUGUCCAUGCUCAACGCCUACAAACCAAAGAGCAAAGCCAAGGAACUGCCCCUCUCCGCCGUCCGCUUCAUGGAGGAGCUGGGGGAGUGUGCCUUUGGGAAGAUCUACAAGGGCCACCUCUACCUGCCGGGCAUGGACCACGCCCAGCUCGUGGCCAUCAAGACCCUCAAAGACUUCAACAACCCGCAGCAGUGGGCGGAAUUCCAGCAGGAAGCGUCGCUGAUGGCCGAGCUGCACCACCCCAACAUCGUGUGCCUGCUGGGCGUGGUGACCCAGGAGCAGCCCGUGUGCCUCCUGUUCGAGUACACCAACCAGGGCGACCUGCACGAGUUCCUGGUCAUGCGCUCGCCCCACUCCGACGUCGGCUGCAGCAGCGACGAGGACGGCACGGUCAAGUCCAGCCUGGACCACGGAGACUUCCUGCACAUCGCCGUGCAGAUCGCCGCCGGCAUGGAGUACCUGGCCGGACACUUCUUCGUCCACAAGGACCUGGCCGCCCGUAACAUCCUGAUCGGGGAGCAGCUCCACGUGAAGAUCUCCGACCUGGGGCUCUCCAGGGAGAUCUACUCGGCCGAUUAUUACAGGGUGCAGAACAAGUCGCUGCUGCCCAUCCGCUGGAUGCCCCCCGAGGCCAUCAUGUACGGCAAGUUCUCCUCCGACUCCGACAUCUGGUCCUUUGGGGUGGUUCUGUGGGAAAUAUUCAGCUUCGGCCUCCAGCCCUACUACGGAUUCAGCAACCAGGAGGUGAUCGAGAUGAUCCGGAAGCGGCAGCUGCUGCCGUGCUCAGAGGACUGUCCCCCCAGGAUGUACAGCCUGAUGACGGAGUGCUGGCACGACCUGCCCUCCCGCAGGCCGCGCUUCAAGGAGAUCCACGCUCGCCUGCGCUCCUGGGAGGGCCUGUCCAGCCACACCAGCUCCACCACACCCUCGGGCGGCAACGCCACCACCCAGACCACCUCGCUGAGCGCCAGCCCCGUCAGCAACCUCAGCAACCCCAGGUACCCCAACUACCUGUUCCCAGCACAGGGCAUCCCCCAGGGCCAGCUGGCAGGGUUCAUGGGGCCACCCCUGGCUCAGAACCAGCGCUACAUCCCCAUCAACGGGUACCCCAUCCCGCCGGGCUACGCCGCCUUCCCUGCGCCCCACUACGCCCCGCAGGGUCCCCCCAGGGUGAUCCAGCACUGUCCCCCUCCCAAGAGCCGCUCCCCCAGCAGCGCCAGCGGCUCCACCAGCACGGGCCACGUCACCAGCCUGCCGUCGUCGGGCUCCAACCAGGAAGCCAACAUUCCCUUGCUAUCCCACAUGGCCAUUCCCAGCCACCCCGCGGGCAUGGGGAUGACGGUGUUUGGCAAUAAAACUCAAAAACCCUACAAAAUUGACUCCAAGCAGUCUUCGCUGUUGGGGGACUCCAGCAUGCACGGACCCAACGACUCGGUGAUUUCGGCGGAGUUGUAAAUACGCGAGGCCUUUGUAAAUAGGACCCUUCAGACACGGACUCGGAAGGGGGAGGAAAGAUUUUUUUUUUUCUUUAUUUUCUCUAUUCAGAUAUUUUAUUAAAGAUCCUUUUCUGGUUGUUGUUGGACAGACAUUGCAGCAAAAGUGUCUUCUGUGAAGUUUCACUGCUCGCCAGGAUGGGCAGGCACAACCAGACAGAACCUCCUGGUGGGAAUCUUCAGCCUUGGCCACGUUUCUCCAAGUGCCACUGACAAUUCUAAGAGAGGAAGAGGGAAUUUGAGUUUUUUUUUUUAAAUAAGAACAUUUUAUCCGACAUUUUUUCACAGCUUUUUAAACCUCCGGCAGGGUUUAAAUCACAGGAACUCUUUUUUUUUUUUUGUUAAAUACUGAAAACCAUAUUUUAAUAUUUGUCUCUUUUUUUAGGAGAUGCAAAGAUCCGGAGACCUGGGUGUGCAAUUUCAGUGCCAAUAGGGAAAAUAUUUGUAAAUGUUGCAGUCGAGGAUUGCGUUUCAAAUGUAUGAUCUGAGAGCUGAAUCAAUUACUUCAGGUGGGAUUUUGGGCUUUGGUUUAGCUGGGAAUCUGAGCUCAGAUUCAGACCAAAAAAUGUCAUUUUUGUGACAGCACAAAUGCUGGAGUUAUCAGCUUGCAGUCUACAAACCUCAUCUGCUACUGGCUGCUAAGGACAGCUGGAGUUCUUAAGGAAUUGCCUUAAAGGAAAUGAAAUUAAAGGGCUUUAAUUUCAGAACCUGAAUCAGC
Messenger RNA from Cinclus cinclus, 3579 nucleotides. It is a transcript of the gene ROR1, whose product is annotated as receptor tyrosine kinase like orphan receptor 1. Bases 1 to 2823 code for a protein of 940 amino acids. Lineage: Eukaryota; Metazoa; Chordata; Aves; Passeriformes; Cinclidae. The transcript has 9 exons. Gene Ontology annotation, molecular function: protein kinase activity; ATP binding; protein binding. Gene Ontology annotation, biological process: protein phosphorylation; multicellular organism development; positive regulation of canonical NF-kappaB signal transduction. Gene Ontology annotation, cellular component: signaling receptor complex. The record is from RefSeq and is a predicted model, not a curated record.